UAGGAUAUAAAAGGCAGAGUCUGAGAUAGCAACGGCAAGAAGUCUGGAGAUUUUUUUUCUUCUCUCUCGUUUUCGCUGCCAUUUGGCUUCAUUUCACGGACUGCGGAAGCUGGAGGCAUCAUAAGGAGGAGUGGACUGUUGUUCUAUGGAAGCUGAUUCCCCCCUUUCUAGGAUCAUGCCUUGUCAAAACACCCAGCAGCAGCAACUCAACAACUCCGAGCGGAACCACACGCUGCCCAAGCAAGUGAGGUUCGCGGCCAGCGUGGAGCCCGAGCCCGAGCCGCUGGGAGCGCAGCUCAAGCUGCUGCCCAUGAACGACCAGAUCAGGGAGCUGCAGACGAUCAUCAGAGACAAAACAACAAGCAGAGGAGACUUUGUGUUCUGUGCUGAUCGCUUGAUCAGACUCGUUGUCGAAGAAGGACUGAAUCAGCUACCAUACACUGAAUGUACAGUUACAACUCCAACAGGCCAUAAAUAUGAAGGAGUGAAGUUUGAGAAAGGAAACUGUGGUGUUAGUAUUAUGAGAAGUGGUGAAGCCAUGGAGCAGGGUUUACGAGAUUGUUGUCGAUCAAUACGCAUUGGAAAAAUCCUAAUCCAAAGUGAUGAAGAGACGCAGAGAGCAAAGGUCUACUAUGCAAAAUUCCCACCAGACAUCUACCGCAGAAAGGUGCUUCUAAUGUACCCAAUAUUGAGCACAGGCAACACAGUUAUAGAAGCUGUGAAAGUUCUGAUCGAGCACGGAGUGCAGCCAAACCAUAUAAUCCUACUCAGUCUUUUUUCAACUCCACAUGGUGCAAAAUCUAUAAUAGAAGAAUUCCCUGAGAUCACAAUCUUGGCCACAGAGGUCCAUCCAGUGGCACCCACCCACUUCGGACAGAAGUAUUUUGGCACGGAUUGAAGCGCAGAUGGGAUCCAAGCAAAAUCUUUGAAUGCAUCGUCACUGCUUCCAUGGAUAAAGGCCUAGUUUGAUUCUAGUAGGUGUGUUUGCCCCCAACCAGCUCCCAACCCUACUCUUUGUGGCAAGACAAAAUGACAACUACACAUCUGAGAGCAUUUGAUCUGAUUUUUUUUUUGCCUCAAGUUCUUUCAAGUUACUUUUAUGAGAUGUCAGUUCUCUAAAGCACAUUCCAAUUCCAUCAUGUUUGCACUGUGCUUGCAUGUGUGCUUUUGACAUUUAUUCAUUUUAGCAUAUUUAUUGUUUGCAGCUAGAGGCAGUGCCUAAUUGUAAAUUAAACUAUAAUUAAAUGUUUUUUUUUUAAAAAAAGCAUUAAAUUGCAUUCUAAUUAUUUUGCGGUUCCCUUGUCCAGUUUUUCUAUUUUCCACUUGAGAUUAUAGUUUCACCUAAGUGUCACUUUUCACUGUAGCUACAGAGUGAACUGGCUGCCUUUCAGGUUAUGGACAGGAUGGGCAAGUGGAAAUCACAAAUGAUUCCAUUCACAAUCUUAGACACACAAGUGCCAAAGGGUCUAGAGGGGCAAUUACAAUUGCCCUGAUCUGUGGAAAGAAGGGGGUAGUCAGUGGUUUACAUUAGGACUAAAUGUAGUUGCAAGAUAGUUAGAAAGACCUACAAAAUGCUGUAGGAAAACAGCAGAUCAGGUAGCAUCUUUUGCCUCGAAACAUUAACUCUUUACUUGUCUCCAGAGUUGCUGCCUGCUGUGUUCCUCCACCAUUUUGUGUGUGUGUGUUUGUGUGUUACUCUGGAUUUCUUACAUCUACAGAAUUUCUUGUGAUUACAAUGAAUGUUUCCUCCUUUUUUAAAAAACUGCAAUAAUAGAAACCAGACAUCAAACCUGGGAUCUUUCUAAACAUUAAGUGUAGUGCCACAACAGAGCUGCCUCCCAGUCCUAAUUGUUCAUAAUUUUUGCAACUGUGUCUUACCAAGGUACAGCUAAAGUUAGUUAAUAAUUUAUCUACAUUUCAGGAUAUCAGAUGAGAAGGCAUUGGAGCAGGAGUAAUUCCGUGCAUAUAAUCUGCAGUAAAUUAUAUUGCAUAUUUGUGGCAAUGAAUUCUACAGAUUCACCACUGUCUGGCUAAAGAAAUUCCUCAUCUCUAGUCUAAAGGGACAUCCUUCAUUUCUGAGGCUGUGCACCCUGGUCCUGAACUUUCCCUGCUAUUGGGAACCUCCUCCCCACGUCCACUCUAUUUAAGCCUUUCAAUAUUCGAUAGGCUUCAAUGAAAGUCCCCCAUUCAUUCUUCUGAAUCCCAGCCUGUAUGGGCCCAGUACCAGCAAACACUGCUCGUUCAUUAACUCUUUCAUUCCUAGGAUCAUUCUUAUAAAUCUCCUCUUCAAUGCCAGUACAUCCUUUUCUCAGAUAAGGGGCCAAAAACUACUUUUGUUCCAAGUGUGGUUUGACCAGUGCCUUACAAAGCCUCAGCAUUACAUCCUUGGAUCAGUAAGAUUCUCUCAAUGUUUACUUGAAAACAGUUCGGCUUUUGUGUAGCAGUGCUAUUAUUACAGAUACUGCCCUGCUGAUGGAGCAAGUUGAAACAGCCACUGACAGCUGAGAGCUGAGUUUCCUCCCCAUUUUCAGUGGGAACAGCACAAGUAGUGGGAAGUCUGCAGUGACUCUCUGAUAAUCACUGAGGUCAGUGUCAGAGCACCAAUGCAUUUGCCUGACUUUGCAUUGCUGCGGGACUCUCGUAAGCAGUGCAUGAGGAAGAGCAACAACCAGAAUCCCCUGCUUGUUCAAAAAAUACUUCCUGGAGACUCAAUAGACUAAUCAUUACUUGUUUUCUUCAUGUUUAUUUUUCUGCAAAGGCUUAUUUCUGUUUUCCUCUUGUGGCUAGACCAGUACUAUGUCUUUCCCUGCAGAUCAUGUUCAUUGUAAGAUGUCAGAUGCUUGACUUACAGGCAUCACAUGAUAUUUCUCAAUGACAAGAUUACACCCACGCAAAUUAAUCUGUACCCACUGCCUUCAGCUUCCUCACUGAGGCAUUUGUGCUUCAUGUUAUUCAAUCAUCUUUGACUUGGUGCCAAAACCCACUGGCCUGUGGGUCCAGAUAGUGGUUGCAUGGAUAAUCUUCUACGUAUGUGUAAUGACAAUGCUGUUAAGGUAUGCAGCAGAGUUAUUAAGAGGGUGGUGAAAAUGUCAAGCAUUAUUAUGCCCGAAUGUUUGUCUCUUGGUGUUUUGGUGGAGAACAUGGGCAGGAAUCUUUUAAAGGUUGGAGAAAUUUUAUUAUAUUUCACCUCCUUUAAAACCCGACACCCACAACAAUGGGAGUGCAAAGGAACAGGUACAAGAAAUCCACAAGUAAUUCAGUUUGGAGGCUACAGGUGAAUGAGUUUAUAGAAAGAUGGAUCUGCAUGAGAACUGAUUGCUUCUUGGCCUGGAAUCUUAUUAUUCUUACUGAAUAUUCUGAAACAUUGUCUUUUUAAUUUCACUCUCUUGAAUAUCACUACCUGCCUAAAUCAGAAUCAGAAUCAGGUUCAUUAUCACCAGCAUGUGACUUGAAAUUUGUUAACUUAGCAGCAGCAGUUCAAUGCAAUACAUAAUCUAGCAGACAGAGAGAAAAAAAUAAACCAGUAAAUCAAUUAUGUAUAUUGAAUAGAUUUAAAAAAUGUGCAAAAAAAAAAAAAAGAAAUAUUGUAUAUUUAAAAAUAAAAGUGAGGUAGUGUCCAAAGAUUCAAUGUCCAUUUAGGAAUCGGAUGGCAGAGUGGAAGAAGCUGUUUCUGAAUCGCUGAGUGUGUGCCUUCAGGCUUCUGUACCUCCUGCCUGAUGGUAACAGUGAGAAAAGGCAUGUCCUGGGGGCUGGAGAUCCUUAAUGGAUGCUGCCUUUCUGAGACACUGCUACCUAAGGAUGCCCUGGGUGCUUUGUAGGCUAGAACUAAAGAUGGAACUGACUAGAUUUACAACCUUCUGCAGCUUCUUUCGGUCCUGUGCAGUAGCGCCUCCAUACCAGACAGUGAUGCAGCCUGUCAGAAUGCUCUCCACUGUACAACUAUAGAGAUUUUUGAGUGUAUUUGUUGACAUGCCAAAUCUCUUCAAACUCCUAAUGAAGUAUAGCCACUGUCUUGCCUUCUUUAUGACUACAUCGAUAUGUUGGGACCAGGUUAGAUCCUCAGAUCUUGACACCCAGGAACUUGAAGCUGCUCACUCUCUCCACUUCUGAUCCCACUGAGGAUUUGUAUGUGUUGCUUCGUCUUACCCUUCCUGAAAUUCACAAUCAGCUCUUUCGUCUUACUGACAUUGAGUGCCAGGUUGUUGCUGUGGCACCACUCCACUAGUUGGCAUAUCUCACUCCAGUACGCCCUCUCAUCACCACCUGAGAUUCUACCAGCAAUGGUUGUAUCAUAAGCAAAUUUGUAGAUGGCAUCUGAGCUAUGCCUAGCCACACAGUCAUGUGUAUAUAGAGAGUAGAGCAGUGGGCUAAGCACACAGCCCUGAGGUGCACCAGUGUUGAUCAUCAGCGAGGAAGAAAUGUUAUCACCAAUCUGCACAGAUUGUGGUCUUCUGGUUAGGAAGGUGAGGAUCCAAUUGCAGAGGGAGGUACAGAGGCCCAGGUUCUGCAACUUCUCAGUCAGGAUUGUGGGAAUGAUGGUAUUAAAUGCUGAGUUAUAGUUGACGAACAGCAUCCUGACAUAGGUGUUUGUGUUGUCCAGGUGGUCUAAAGCUGUGUGGAGAGCCAUUGCGAUUGCGUCCGCUGUUGACCUAUUGUGGCAAUAAGCAAAUUGCAAUGGGUCCAGGUCCUUGCUCAUUUUCUCUUUUCUUGUAAAUCCACUAUUUCUUCUUCUGUAAGCAGAUCCUUGAUGGAAUAUAAACUGAAAUGACAAUUAGAACACACUCCCAGUGGCCAUUCUAUUAAGCACAGAAGUGGAGCCCUGUGUGGUCUUCUGCGGUUGUAACCCAUCCUCUUCAAGGUUCAACCUGUUGUGCAUUCAGAGAUGCUCACCACUGAUGUAAUGUGUGGUUGAGUUACUGUCAGCUUGAACCAGCCUGGCCAUUCUCUGACCUCUCAUUAACAAGGCAUUUUGCCCACAGAACUGACGCUCACUGGACGUUUUGUUUUUGUUUUCCCGCACAGUUCUCUGUGAACCUUAUUGUGCAUGAACAUCCUGGGAGAUCAGCAGUUUAUGAGAUACUCAAACCACCCUGUCUAGCACCAAUAAUUAUUCCAUGGUCAAAGUCACUUGGAACACAAUUUUUCGCUAUUCUUACGUUUGGUCUGCAACAGCAACUGAACCCUUUGAUCAGGUCUGCAUGAUUUUGUGCAUUGGGUUGCUUCGGUAAGAUUGGCUGAUUAGAUAUAUGCAUUAACAAGGUGUACCUAGUAGUCGCUACUGCAGACAUCCCACCUCUCCCGGAAGUUCCGGGAAUCUCCCGCAUAUUAAUAGUGGCUCCCUGAUGCCCGCAAAUUAUAUACAAAAUCACGGAAAUCAAUUUUUUUGAGAGAGAGAGACAGCAAGCAAGCGAGAGCGCGCGAGCAAGAGAGCAAGCGAGAGCGCGAGAGAGUGCGCGAGCGACCACAAGAGAGAGCGCGUGCGCCAUGGCAGAAUGUUCCAAAAAAAGAAAAUAUAAAAAGUACGUUACCCCAGACUACACUGAAGUGUACCCCUGCCUAAUAGGGGUCAAAAAUAAUGACAGUGUUGCUGGCUGCACUGUUUGCAACAGUGACAUUUCUAUUGCCUAUGGUACAUUAAGACUGUAAAAGACGUGUUGAGGUGAGUUUAACAGGUGUCAUUCGUUCAUUAGCAUAGCUAACGUUAUUUAAACCAGCUGGCUGGCUGCUAAGGAGCUACUCUAUUGCAGACAUCCCACCUCUCCCGGAAGUUCUGGGAGUCUCCCGCAAAUUGAUGGUGCUACCUCCCUGAAAUGAGUUUUUGCAGGGUGGGAUCUUUGCUACUGAGGAUAGCGCAGGACAGACCCUUCAUUCCAGCCCAUGUUGUGCUCAAUUUAUUAAACCAAUGACUCUGAAUCUUAUCCCUCUUCCCUGCACGUUGAUCAUCUCUCUCCCUUCUCUGCAUAUUCACAUCCCUAUCUAAGAGUCUCUUAAAGACUUCUAUGCUAUCUGUCUGUACAACCACCUCUAGCAGCGCACUCUAUAGUAGUAUCCACCACUUUUUGUCUGAAAAGAAAUGUUGCCUCACACAUCUCUUUGUACUUAAAUACAUGCCCUUUGGUACUUGCACUUUCAAUGCUGGGGGGUGGGGAAAAAGGAUACUGGCUGUUUAUUGUAUCUAUGCUACACAUGGGUUUCUACCCACUCUAAAGAAAACUGCCUUAGCUUUUCCAACCUUUUGUCAUAACAUAUUCAUUCAAACCCAGCAGCAUCCUGGUAAACCUACCUACACCCUCUCUAAAGCCUCCACAUCUUUCCUGUAAUGAGGUGACCAGAACUGAAUGCAAUAGUCUAAAUAGGGUCAAACCAGAGUUUUAUAUUGCAGUUACAUAAUUUCCUGGCUGUUGACUUCAUUGUCUUGACUAAUGAAGGCAAGCUUAUCAUAUGUCUUCUUUACCACCUAUCACUUAUAAAUUAUGUGUGUGUGACAAACAGAUAUCCCAGUACAGUUUCCUGCAAUACAUCACAGGAUACAGAGCUCCAUUCAGAAAUAAAGACUAUCCACUGCUAAUAUCUGUUAACUAUGGGUAAGCUAAUUUUGGAUCUAACCAGCCAAUUCACUGUAGCUCCUGUGCAUCCUAAUUUUCUGGAUGAGCCUGCCAAGUAUCUUAGUAGGACCGGGAGGCUGUCUGGUUUUUCUGGAUUGGCUUCUUCCUCCCUCCCUGUGCCCCCCCCCCCCGACCCCAGGACACUCAUUAGUUAUCUGGAGGUCUGGUCCAGAGUGCUUAUUCAUGCCUUGCAUCUGCUUUGUAGGCUCUGCUUCUAUUGCUGACUUGCACAUCACACCCCGAUAUAAGAGUUAUGUGAUUAUAUACGGAUUCAGGAAUUCAUCACUGUAUUCUGGAUCCUAAACUGCAGGUAAAGAACUAAAUGGAAUGUAUACCAGCACUAACAAGAUAUAAUCAUAAAAUAAAUAAACAAUUGCAUGAAACUAGUUUCACAAAAUAAGUAAUGGCGGUCAUAUAAAACUGUAUUGCAAAUGACUAAUUUAUGUAUAAUACCUGCUUUUGUGCAUACUGCUGAUACUUUCCUAACUUUGAUUAAAAUAAAAUUUUUCAGUAAUAUAGUGUAUCUGAUCAUUAAUUUCCAAGGAAAAACAGUUUAAAGCAGGAUGCAAUAAACAUUUUAAUAGCAGCAUUUGGAUGUUGAAUCUUUUUGAAGAAAUUGCUUGAUUUUCCCCUAAUGAUCCUCUUUUCCUUUAAAAACAUCUCGUUAAAAACCAUUCCUUAAAAGAUGAUUGAAUGCAUCUGAGCUCUGUUACAUUGAUGCCCUCUAGCUAAAGUUACAUCUGAAUUUCUGAAAUCACAAGACUUGACUUGCGCACUGUAGCUGUUGAAUUGUCCCUCCUAGUCUUUUUUUAACUCCUCCGAUUUCUAUUCUAUUCACUUUCCACUUGGGACUGAUCUUGUUUUUUGACUCUUAAAAUCAUGCAGGCCAUCUAGAAUACUGGCUUCUACCCAGUUUUCCCUUGUUGAUACUUAAAAGGUGCUGUACAUCUUUAUUCUACUUUUCCCAUUAUAAUGGUAAGGAGAUACUAUGUUGGAGUCAUAAUAUUGUUCAAUUUAAAACCAAAGGGAUUGAAACUAUUAUUUGCUAUGCUAUUAUAACUGGUGAUCUUGCUCUCUAAGCGUUUGUAACAUGGUUCAAUCUUAAUUCCAUAUUACUCGUGGCAAAUAUAUUUGAUUCUCACUCAAUAAAAGGCAUUAAGAAUCCAACACUUCAUAAACAUCUUUAUUGAUAUAAAGAUCUUUAUAAUAAAAUUUUAAGAUAUCCUAGAAAGUAUUAAGAGCGCAGUUAAAGAAAGUCAAUGACAUGGGCUAUAAUGAAAAAUAAUCAGUGCAUUUCAACAUCUCUGCAUCAUAUAAAACACCAGCGGUUUGCUACUGACUAAACUUUUCUUUAUCCCAAAAGCUGGAAGUGCUGAAUCAUGACUUACAAUUUGUUGGACAUUGCAGCAAAUAAGCAAUGCCCUCUACUUCAUACCCAGAAUUUUAAAUCAAAGCCUCGACC
Messenger RNA from Mobula hypostoma (lesser devil ray), 8067 nucleotides. RefSeq names its product uracil phosphoribosyltransferase (FUR1) homolog (S. cerevisiae) (gene uprt). The record is from RefSeq and is a predicted model, not a curated record. The transcript is spliced from 7 exons. Gene Ontology annotation, cellular component: cytoplasm. Gene Ontology annotation, molecular function: ribosylnicotinamide kinase activity. NCBI's taxonomy places the organism in Eukaryota, Metazoa, Chordata, Chondrichthyes, Myliobatiformes, Myliobatidae. Bases 146 to 898 code for a protein of 250 amino acids.